UUGUGUGGAUGACUGCGGACGAAGCUAGCUAGCUACCGCCGUUUCGCUCGUGUUCAACAACACACACGGACGACCACACCGAGUUAGCCCAGCUAGCCAGCUAACUAAUCAUGGUGAAUGUAAAGAAGCGGAAAGGUCGAGUCGUUAUCGAUUCGGACUCUGAAGACAGCGCUAGCGAUGAUAAUUUGGAUCAGGAACUCCUGUCUCUGGCCACCAAGAGGAAGAGGGUGGACUCUGAUGACCAGCAGGAUGAACAGCCGGUCAGCAAACCUGCCGCUUCCUCAGACUCCGAGACCUCAGACAGUGAUGAUGAGUGGACGGCCGGUGGACCUAAAGUCAAAAAGAAAUCCAAGCCAGGGAAACCGUCCACGACGGAGAAGAAAAAAGAGGCCGCCAAGAAGAAGGCGCGUAAGGCGGCAUCAUCCGGCAGCUCUGACGGUGACAGUUCUGCCGAGAGUUCAGCGCCUGAGGAGGGUGAGGUGUCUGACUCUGACAGCAACAGCUCCGCCUCCAGCUCUGACUCAGAGUCCUCGUCGGAAGACGACGUGUUCCGGGACGGUUAUGGGGAGGACCUGAUGGGGGACGAGGAGGACCGCGCUCGGCUUGAGCAGAUGACCGAGAAAGAGAGGGAGCAGGAACUUUUCAACAGGAUAGAGAAGAGGGAGGUGCUCAAGAGGAGAUUUGAAAUAAAAAAGAAACUAAAGACGGCAAAGAAAAAGGAGAAAGAAGAGAAGAAAAAGAAGCAGCACGAGGAAGAACAGAAGAAAAAAGAGAAAACGCCAGGCAGUCAUCUUGAAGACCGGACUCAUCAGGACCAGCAAGUGGUUAUGUCUCACAACAAGGAGAGGCGAUCUAAACGAGAUGAGAAGCUGGACAAGAAGUCCCAGGCCAUGGAAGAACUCAAGGCAGAGAGAGAGAAGAAAAAAAACAGAACAGCGGAGCUCCUGGCGAAACGGCAGCCCCUGAAGACCAGCGAGGUUUACUCGGACGAUGAGGAAGAAGAGGAGGAGGAUGACGACAAAUCGUCAGUAAAGAGUGAUCGCAGUUCACACUCUUCAUCGGACUCAGAAUAUGAAGAGAAGGAGGAGACGCCCCCAAAGUCACAGCCUGUGUCACUACCAGACGAGUUGAACCGGAUCCGGCUGUCCCGGCACAAGCUGGAGCGCUGGUGUCACAUGCCUUUCUUCCAGAAGACUGUGAGCGGAUGCUUUGUCCGUAUCGGCAUCGGGAACAGCAGCAGCAAGCCCGUUUACAGGGUGGCGGAGAUCGUAGACGUGGUUGAGACCGCUAAAGUAUACCAGCUGGGAACAACCAGGACAAAUAAAGGACUACAGUUACGGCAUGGUGGUGACACCAGAGUAUUCAGAUUGGAGUUUGUGUCCAAUCAGGAGUUCACAGAAAACGAGUUCAUGAAGUGGAAGGAGGCGAUGAUCAUAGCCAGUAUGCAGGUUCCCACUCUGGAUGAGAUCAACAAGAAGGAGCAGGCCAUUAAAGAGGCAUGCAACUACAAGUUCAACGACAAAGACAUAGAGGAUAUCGUUAAAGAGAAAGACAGAUUCCGAAAAGCUCCCUCCAACUAUGCCAUGAAGAAAACCUCUCUACUCAAAGACAAGGCCAUGGCAGAGGAGAGUGGUGAAGGAGAUCGGGCCAAAGAGAUUCAGGAGCAGCUGAAUGAGCUGGAGGAGAGGGCAGAACAUCUAGACAGGCAGAGGACCAAAAACAUAUCUGCCAUCAGCUACAUCAACCAAAGGAAUCGUAGCUGGAACAUUGUGGAGUCUGAGAAAGCUCUAGUGGCUGAGGGGCAGAAUGCCAAGAUGCAGAUGGACCCGUUCACUAGACGACAAUGCAAACCUACCAUGGUGUCCAACGCCAGGGACCCUUCCGUCCACGCAGCUAUCCUACAACACCUCAAUGAGAAGUACGGAGAAGGGUCAGGAAAGGAGAUGGAUUUAGAGUUUGAGAUGGGCAGAGGAGCCGGACAGUCUGCGCUGAAAGUCAUUGACCCUACUAAGAACACCAGCGACCUCUCUGAGGACUUAUUUAAAGUUCAUGACUUUGACGUCAAGAUUGACCUUCAGGUUCCCAAUGCAGAAGCCAAGUCUCUAUCAGUGAGUGCGAAUACCUUACCAGUGAAGGACGGAGCUCCGCGCAGGUCUCUUAACCUGGAGGACUACAAGAAGAGGAGGGGCUUGAUCUAAAGAACUACAGGAAGUAGGGGAGGGUCUUGAUCUAAUGAUCAAGCGACCUAGCCGCUUCGGUCGGACGUGUGCAUGUGUGUGAGAUGUAUGACUGUACGAGCGAACGAGCAUGUGUGUAGAUGUGUGUAUGCGUGAGAGAAGCGUGGGUGUGUUUGUUGGAUGUUUGUGUGUAUGCUGGAGACUGUCCAUCCAGAACUGAGAGGAAAUAUUAAUUAAGAGAACUUUUUUUUUUCUUUUUUUUUUUUUCUCCAGAGGUUUCAUCAGAAGAGAGUUGUACAUGUGACUUUGUUUCUGCGUCAUGUACAAAGUCGUACUCUGACUUUUUUUUCAUAGUUAUUUCUAAGUUUUUAUAAACACAUCUGAUGUUGGUUCUCCCUCAUACGGAUCUGAAGUUCACUCCUUUGGGUGUUAUGGUCCUUUACAAGGGCAGUGUGCUCCUGGACUUUUACUUUGAAGAAGGACACUGUCUUAUAAGGCUUCAAUUGUUCAUAUACUUAGAGAUCAUUGGAUUGUGAGCUCAAUCUGGUUUCCCUGUCAAUAAAUGCAGACUGGAUUUUUUUUGUACAUGAUUUUAGUUAUUUUUCUUACCUAAGAGUUGAGAGCGGUACCACCUCCCUGCCAUGAUGUUCAGCUGAUUGCCCUCUCUCCUCAGACAGCAGGGCUGGCCCAUAAUCUGCCUGUCUACUGGACAGUUCAUGUCACUUUUUAAAUUCUACAAAAACAAAAGGAUAAAAAAUCUAUUUACAUGAAUCACAGAGAGAAUAGUUUUUUUCUUUUUAAUCUCUAGUUUUUUGCUACCCUUAACUCCUAUUUCCAGAGCAGAUUCUAAGUGUUAUUGAUUGUGUCCUUAGUCAGUUCCUAUAUUGAUGUGGCAUGCCAUGUAAAUAAUACAAUUUGGAGUGAGUGCGGCAGAAUAAACAGGCACCGUUUCGUACCA
Messenger RNA from Esox lucius (northern pike), 3135 nucleotides. It is a transcript of the gene rtf1, whose product is annotated as RTF1 homolog, Paf1/RNA polymerase II complex component. Lineage: Eukaryota; Metazoa; Chordata; Actinopteri; Esociformes; Esocidae. The transcript is spliced from 17 exons. Gene Ontology annotation, cellular component: Cdc73/Paf1 complex. Gene Ontology annotation, molecular function: DNA binding; RNA polymerase II C-terminal domain phosphoserine binding. The record is from RefSeq and is a predicted model, not a curated record. The coding region runs from base 111 to 2198 and encodes 695 amino acids.